Anopheles bellator is the source of this 3022-nucleotide messenger RNA. RefSeq names its product protein fem-1 homolog C (gene m-cup). Lineage: Eukaryota; Metazoa; Arthropoda; Insecta; Diptera; Culicidae. The record is from RefSeq and is a predicted model, not a curated record. The transcript is spliced from 3 exons. Gene Ontology annotation, molecular function: protein binding. Bases 1 to 2013 code for a protein of 670 amino acids.
AUGGGUAAAUACUCUGCAAAUGCGGGCCCAUCGGCUUCGUCGUCGUCGUCGUCGUCCUCAUCUUCGUCGCAGCAGGGCAACCAACACCGAACGCUGGAGCAGAUUUUCAAGGACCUGCUGCAGGAAUGUAAGACCUGUGACGAGCACGUGCGCCUUUCGAAGGGUCUCCGUGACCGUCUCGAGCGGCUACCGCGCAAGAUGCGCAAGGAAGUAGUCAAGCGGACGAACGAGGACUGCUCGCCGCUCUUCAUCGCUUGUCGCCGUGGUAACGUAGAGAUUACCGAGUAUCUCAUCACGGUGUGUGAUGCGAACAGCGAACAGAAGGGCAUGUACGAGGUGCCCGAGGACCGUUCGGUGCACUACGUCACUCCGCUGUGGUGUGCGUGCGUUUCCGGUAAGCUGCCGGUAGUGAAAUGUCUAGUUCGCCUAGGUUCCAACAUCAAUGCGCUCUCUGAUACGGGCUCGACACCGCUCCGCAGUGCCUGCUUUAUGACUCACAUCGACAUUGUUCAAUUUCUGGUUGAAAACGGGGCAGACAUCCGGAAGCCGAACUACAACGGUGGCACGUGCUUGAUCAACUCUGUUCAAUCGGUCAGCCUAUGCACCUAUCUGAUUGGCAAGGGAGCCGAUGUGAAUGCUCGCGACAUCCAGGACAAAACGGCGUUGCAUUACGCAAUUCAGGAGCAUCGUCUCGAAACGGCCCAGCUGUUGCUGGAACAUGGGGCUGACCCGUUCGCCAAGUCACGCUAUGGAGACGAUGCCCUGCAGACGGCUUGCCUCAAGGGAGCGCAUCACAUCUUCGAUUAUCUCAAGAGCCGCAUCAACUAUUCCUCUGAAAGGUUGGCCGAUGCGCACGAGUUGAUCGGUUCGACCUUCAUCGACGAUCUGAACGAAACACGCGUUGCAAUGUUGCACUGGCGGAUGGCGCACCAUAUCCGCUUGCGUGAGGCGAACUACAUCCUCAAGCGACCAACGGUGAAGCCAAGAGCCGCCUACGGGAAUGCCGUCGAGUUCGCCAGUAUCGCCGAGCUGGACAAUGUUGCAGCGGAUGUUGACGCGAUGCGCGUGCAAAGUUUGCUCAUUUACGAGCGCAUCCUCGGCAUCGAACACAAGGACACGCUCUUUCGCCUAAUGUAUCGCGGUGCAUCGUAUGCGGAUGCGCACCGGUUCCAGCGGUGCAUCGAUUUGUGGCUGCUGGCAUUACAAGUGCGUGUCCAAAAGUACUCGAUCCUCUACUCGGACACGUGUCUGACCGCACAAGCCAUCGUUAGAUUGAUGUUGGAUCUGCUGGAAAAGUACAACGAGGUUUUAGGGAACGAGUUCGUGGAGCUGCGGCCCCGCUUCGAGGAUGUGUAUGCCGUGUUCAGCAUUCUCACGGGCAGCAUCAAUGAGGCGCGAAGGCUAAUAAGCAUUCGUCCGGUACACCGGAAGCAGCAGGAGAACUUCGAUCGCAUAAUGAAGUGUCUCACACACCUCAUGCAUCUUAUGCUGGCGACGGCUAAAACAAGCGAAGACCGUGCUGCAAUUUACCGUUCCGUGCACGCUCUUGUGCGGAACAACAUCCGCAGUGCCAUCACCAGCGAUACGCUCCUACAUCUGUCCGUGUCCCGGCUGAACGUGAUCAAAAGUGGGUACUUUAACGACGACACCAACACACUGCGCAUCGUUUUUCCGAACCUUGGCGUGGCGAAAUUGCUGCUAGACUGUGGCGCCGAUGUGAACGCCAAAAACGAAUCCAAAUCGACACCCCUGCUUAUCGCGGCCAUACCGUACAACUACGAACGUGAACUGGUCUACACUCUACUCGAGCAUGGCGCGCACCUGGACGAACCAAACUGCAACGACGAACGACCACUCUACCAGAUAGCGAUCAAUCCGAUCAACGAUAUUCCGCUGGUACACUAUCUAUCGCUCAAGUGUCUCUGCUCGACCAUCAUAGCGCGCUUCGGAAUACCGUACCGCAACCAAAUCCCGCGCACCCUCGAAGAGUUUGUCAAACGUCAUGAACCUUAAAACCGAGGACGAUGAAACUCAGAAACACGGGUUUAGAGGGGACAGAGUGGUAGAGCACACGAAUAUCACACUCGGUCCCAUUCAUAGUUCAAUUGUAAGUUCUUCAAUUAUUUUGCAAAUCUGUGAUUUUUUAUAACCGCCAACACCCCCUAGGACAGGAUCCCUGAAGAAACUAAGUGGCCAGCACGUUGCUAUUAGAUGGUCAGAAGAGGGAACCUACUUUAAUUAGAGCAUCCGUCUGUCAAUUCACGUAGAACCGUAGAACUAAAGCCAACACCAGCAGUUAGUACCCAGUUGUGUUGUGGUUCAGAAGUUUUGAAAAUGGUUCCAUGAUGGACCUAAGGAUGAAAUAGGUGGUGAAAUCAACGCCAUGAACGAGCAAAAAAACGAGCAGGAAAUUUAUAAGGUUUUUAGACUCUCUAAGAUUGAAAUUUUUGUUGGAAUAGUGUUGCAGGCACCACGUAAGCAAAUAAAGUACAGAGAAUAUUAUGCUUGAACGUAGCAAUUAAUCACCAAUAGACUGGCUAUUUAACAAUCUAAAGUAAAGCGUAGUGCAUCCAGUCGCGCUGGCACAGGGCCGCAGACAAAUAGAAACUAAAACUAAGCAAACAGCAAACAUUCCCCGAAUAGUAACAUUAACAACACGCCGAUAGCUGUCGGGCAACCGUCCCAUGCUGAAACCAAACACACGCACGCGGGUUCAAGAGCACCGCCCAGCGCUGACAUGAAAAGCACCGAAAGAGGCUAAUAAUCUUCCGAGAUGCGACAUCUUUCGUACCGCACUUGCCUGAAUGGAAAAAGACAAAUAUGUACAAUAACGGCUGCGGAAAGUACCGCAUUGCCCGAACAGCAGGGAGGCGGAUGCAAAGGAAAUAUUAUAAACACAUAGUUGUGAUCGUAGACCGCAAAGAAUAUAUAGCAAAACCAAUGUGCAAUGUUAUAGUCGCACGGAUUUGCAAAACCUUAGCCACCGCUACCUAACUGUACUCGUUCCAUACCGUAGUAAAGG